This is a messenger RNA of Diorhabda carinulata, 5570 nucleotides long. RefSeq names its product TATA element modulatory factor-like. The transcript has 11 exons. Gene Ontology annotation, cellular component: endoplasmic reticulum; Golgi apparatus. The coding region runs from base 221 to 3883 and encodes 1220 amino acids. Lineage: Eukaryota; Metazoa; Arthropoda; Insecta; Coleoptera; Chrysomelidae. The record is from RefSeq and is a predicted model, not a curated record.
AGUAUAUGACAAACUGCUUAUUUAUCAGCAGUUUAAAUGUCGUACUUGUCAUUUUACGUCAACAAAUUUUUGUCAACAUGUCAAGUGAUAUAUUGUAAAGUGUUUAAAAGUAUAUGAUAAGGAAAUAUCGCAUACCACAUAAAACUUUAAAGCAUAAAUGUUACUUAAAUAAUGUAUAUUUUAUCGUUUAAUAUUUAUUCGUUAAAGAAUAUGAAUCAAAAUGAGUUGGUUUGAUGCAGCAGGUCUAGCAAACAUUGCAAAGUCAGCUCUUAAAGAAGCUCAAAAAACUAUAGAUAAAGCUUUAGAUAUUAAGGACGAUGAAUCUAUUCUAACUCCUGCAAAUACGCCCAUAGAUCCACUUUCAGAUGACUUCUUUGGUAACUGGGGUUUGGCACAACCAAGUACCAGUCAGGAUAAGAAACAUCAAACAACCGUUCAUCCAAAACAAAUCAAUGUGUCGAACAGUAUUUGGGGAUCAUUUACAGGAUCUUUUUUUGAAAAUAAUCAGGAUGGAAAUAAAUCACCUUCGAUUACUAGCCUGGAUGAUACUCUGGACGGUAUAGAAACGUUUAGUCGAAGUAAGCUUGUUGUACAAAAUAUAGAAGAAGUAGAUAAUCAUAUUUCUGAUAUUGUUGAGGGAGAAAAAGGUGAAAAUACCCCUGAUCAAGAUGAAGUUAUUACAGUUGAUACUGAUUUGGAUAAUCAAAAUAAUACAAAUACAGUUAAAAGAAGGGAGAAACAGACCACUUCAAAAAGCAACAGGCUCUCAGUACUCAGUGCUGAAAGUGGUAAAAAUAGUUCUGAGAGUGCUGAUAUUAUAACUUGUAGUACAGAAUGUACAAGUCCAGAUUCAGAAAUGUUGUCAGCCGGCCAUUCCAUCUCUACAUCAAGUUCUGCAUUAGGUCUUCAGCCCACAUCAGACUCUGUGGAAGUAUUGGGCGAUAGUUUAACUAGUCCAAGUUCUGUGGAAGUGAUCGGUACUGAUAGUACUAAUAGUAGAAGACAGUCCGAUUACACAGAUGAAGUUAUUUCACCAUUGUCAGAAGAUGAAAAAAGCAGUUCUGUUGAUAAAUUAUCACCGGAUAGUGUUGAAGUAAUUCCAGAAGAUCAGGAUGAGAAUAGUAUUGCUGAAGAUACAAUGUCGUAUACAUCAGUAUCAGAAAGUACAUCUGCAACUGUAUUAGAUUCUGCUUUUAACCCCCAUCUAAAACCCCAGAAGAUGUUAAAAGAUACAUUUGGUCUACCGGAAACUGUAAAUGAAAUUAACACAGAUUCAGAUAAAAAAUAUCCUCUUGUAGAUGCUAUUACAAGGGCUCCUGCUAGAAGUACCAUGCAGUUGCCAUUGACACAGGUUUUGAUAGAUACCCAACCGCAGAGUAUCAAACAAGAUUUAACGAAUAUUUUACAAAAAACUAAUAUUAUAGAUAUUCCAGUUGAGGUAGAAGAACAUAGCAUAACAGAAAAUCCAAUUGAUAGUUAUAUACAAGAUGAUAGUUCACAAUCAGAUAAAACUAUAACCGGAAGUGAUAAUAUCAUGGAAAGUAGUAGCGAUACUAGUACAGCGACUGAAACAAGUAGCAAUUCGACUUAUUUAAAAAAUUUAUUAGCAGAUGCAAUGACAGAGAAAAGUGUAUCUAACGAACCAAAGAUGAUAAUGGAUUCUAGUCAAAAAAGUCUCACUUUAUCACAGGUAGAACUGAUUCCUAGGGAGAAUUCACCGAUUAGUUCAGAAAGUCGAUCGGAUCUCGUUAAAAUAGGAUCAGAUCACACAUCAGGGGAUGAAUUAGAAACAACAACAUCUUCCGAUAUAGAAAUAAUAUCAAGUCCUAACGGUGACUCGAGUAGUACCCAAAGUAGACAGAGUCCCGCUAAACAGAUUUGUACAAGAGCUAAAAUGGAAACUGAGGGAUUAGGCAAACUGACUAUAAAGAAAAUAAAAUCUCAUAAUCGAGAAUUAUCAGAAGCUUCUAGUAUAAGCGACGAACUACAUCCCCCGGAAGUGGAUAAGCUCUUAAAAAAAAUAACAGAAAUAACUGAAAUAUUAGAAUCUAGAGAAUCUAAACUCAUAGAUGUGAAUCGUCGAAAUGCUGAAUUACAAGAAGUAAAUAACAGUUUGAAGGUUCAAUUGGAUACCAUAAUAAGUAAGCAGUUGGAAAGUGCUGAUUUAUCACAGGUCACUGAGGAAUACACCCAAAGGAUGUCUGCGUUAGAAAAGAAAUUCCAGCAAGCGAUCAGGGAGAAAGAUAAUUUAAGAAAGCAAUUAGAACAGACGAAAGUGGAAUCGGCAACUAGAAUCAGCAAAGGUGAAUUGGAAAGCCUAUUAUCAGAGAAAGAAGGGGUUAUAAAAGAAUUGAUGCAAGAAGGUGAAAAAUUAUCUAAACAGCAGCUGCAACAUUCUAAUAUUAUCAAAAAAUUGAGAGCUAAAGAAAAAGAAAACGAAAAUACAAUAAAACAUCUCAAGGAAAACGUGGAAAGUCUUACAACAGAAUCGGAUCGUCUUAAAAAAUCUCUAGCAGCGAAAGAUGAAGUUGAAAGAACGCAAAUAGAAGCUAUCAAUCAGUUAACGUCAAAAAAUAAAAAAUUAGAAAACGAAGUUAAUAAAUUGAAAGGACAAUUGGACGAUUUAACCCAAAAAUAUGAUACUGUUAAAAAAUCAUUAGAAGCGGCUAAAAAAGAACUCCAAGAAAAAAUUAAAACUAGUUCCGAAUUACAAAUGCGUGAACAGCUGCUGAAUACUUUGGAAAAUCAAAAAAAAAUGACCGAAUCGCAAAAUUCCGAACUGGUGGAUCAAUUAGAAGAUUUAAGGCAAACAUUAAGGCGAUAUGAAGAAGAUAACGUGAAAAACGAGGAAAAAUUCAGGGAAGAUAAAAAUAAAUUGAUGAGAAAAUUGGAAGAAGCCGAAGCCCGAAAUGAAGAACUAUCACAAUCAGUAUCUGAAGUUAGCAAACCCUUAAUACGUCAAUUGGAAUCGUUACAGGCGACGCAUUCAUUGAAAUUAGCUUCAUUUGAAAAAAUUGAAGAGGAACUCACAUUAAAAAUUACCGAGCUACAAACAAAAUUACAAACCGCGACUAACAAUGAAAGAAUCAUCAAAGAUGACUGUAUCCAAUUAAGGUCGAAAUUUUCGGAUAUGGAAAGCGAACUUAACAGCUUACGCCACAAAUUGGAACUUUCCCAAAUGGAAUUGCAACAACAAAAAACUGAAAGAUUCGUUAACGAACAAGAAUUGAAUAAUAGAAUCGAAAAAUUGAAUAUUUCAUUGAAAAAAUGUAAAGAAACAAUUAGUGAAAAAGAAAACGAACUUUGUAAUUUGCAGCAACAGUUUAAUGCGGAAAGAGCUGCUUUCGAAUUGGAAAAGAGACAAAUUAUGUCACAGGAACGACUACCAACCGAAAAUCAAGUAAAUAGGUCUUCUAAUGGGGGUAGUAAUUCACCUACGUUAAGUUUAGGAAAAGUUUCCGUAUCUGAUUCCAUGACUGGUUCGUUUUGGUCUCAGGACGAACCGUUCGAAGUUACUGCUACCCCCCGUUACACGAACAUGUUCGAGAUGCAAAUGCUACAAACAAGUUUGAAACAACGAGACGGAGAAGUGCAACAACUACAGUGGGAAUUGAAUCGACGAGAACAAGAACGCAACCUCCUCAAUAACGAAAUAUCUAAUUUAUUAACGAAAGUAGAAAAUUUGGAAAGUAAAGUGACCGAAUUCGACAGCCUAAAAAUAAAAUUCGACGAAUUGGAACAACAAUAUGAUACGUUGUGUCAACUGUAUGGGGAAAAAGUUGAACAAAACGAAGAAUUGAAAUUGGAUUUGGAGGAUGUCAAGGAUAUGUAUAAGAGUCAAAUCGAUGAAUUAUUGAGACAGCAAAGAGAACGUGCUAAAUAGGUUUUAUUUUAUUUAUGAAAAAGGAAACUAAAGACUUAUAAUCCAUAAGGAAUUAGUUAUUGAUUUGGUGGGUAUUCUGGUCUAGAAGACUAAAUUUUAGACAUUUUUGAAACUAACGUGAAAAAAAUGUUUACUAUCCAUUUUUUUAUAUGAUAUUUAUGGACUUAUUAAGAAAAUAAAAAUAAAAAUCUCUCAAUUCUUGGAAUAAAAUUAUUCACCUAUCAGUAGGGAAACUCUUGAUGCGACUAAAUAAGCAGCUAGAAAGUUUUAUAGAAAGUAAAUGUACAAAAUGUGAUGAUAAAUUGAUAAUCCAACUCAUUUUCUACAUAAUUAUGAGACAAAAAGAAAAAUCCUGAAGUUUUUUGAAUAAAAUUAUUCACCUACUAGUAGGGAAACUCUUGAUUCGACUAAUUUAGCAACUAGAAAGUUUUAUAGAAAGUAAAUGUACAAAAUGUGAUAAUAAAUUGAUAAUCCAACUCAUUUUCCACAUAAUUAUGGGACAAAAAGAAAAAUCCUGAAGUUUUUUGAAUAAAAUUAUUCACUUACCAGUAGGAAAACUCUUGAUUUGACUAUAUUAGCGGCUAGAAAGUUUUAUAGAAAGUAAAAUGUGAUCAUAAAUUGAUAAACCAACUCAAUCCCUACAUAAUUGUGGUGCAAUGAGAAAAAUCCGGAAGUUUUUUGAAUAAAAUUAUUCACCUACAAGUAGGGAAACUAAAUUUCUUACAUAAUUGUGGAACAAAAAGGAAAAUUACGAAGUUUUUUGAAUAAAAUUUUUCACCUAUAUCGAUCGGGUAUAAUUUGAAAUAUCAUGUCAACCACUUCAAAAAAAGUAGUUUCGAGAAAAAAAAUUUGGGAAAAUCCGUUCAAGGAGAUAUUCUUAAGGGUCUAAGCUUUGAAAAUAUACAAUAAAAUCGUUGUUUUCAAUUUCUCGACCAGAAUACCCCCUUAGAUCGUAUUUGAACUCGUUUGCUUAAUUUCAAAUAGUUUCUUCAUGAUUUUCAAUAAAUUUUCCAAUAUUUUGAACAAAUAUAAUUAAGGUAUCAAUAAAAUAUAAAAAGUAGCAUUUAAUUAUCAAAUAGAUCAUAUACUCUGGAGAUAAUAAUAACAUGUUUUUGUUAAGGGGUUCCUUUAGUUUCUCGCCGGUUUUUUCAAUAUUUUUUUACGGCCAAACCAUUGAAAUUAUCAAUCUCAUUGUUUUUGAAUAUUCUUUACUGUCAUUUAAAUAAGUUUUACAAAUUUUUUCAUGUCAAAAUAUAUAAUAGAAUGAAAGUUAUAGUGGCCGACAGGAAGACAUCGAGUACAAAUGAUGCUUGACUGUGAACAAGAUGGCGGCUGUUCUGCUUAUCCGAAAGCAAAAAACUAAUUCUGGGCCUAAUUCACAAAAGGUUCAGGUAGCAGUUAGUUAGAUUUAGGGAUAUCAAUACAAUUGUCAGCACUUUCGGAGCUGCCCAGGACCAAAGGAACCCCUUAAUUUGCGGUUAAACUGGGUUGUAAAACAGUUUAUGUAAAUAUAUAUGGUGGGUUUUAAUGAAAACAUUUUGUAUAAUGUGUCGCUAUAAUUAGAUAGAUGGUACGGUUUAUUAAGCUGUGAUAUGUGCAAUUUUUAUAUAUCUUUAAUCUGAUACAUUUAUUUAUAACAUGAAAAUUUUAAAAUUAGGUUAUGUUGACAAAUAAAAUUUAAACUUUA